This is a messenger RNA of Triticum dicoccoides, 743 nucleotides long. Its product is annotated as non-specific lipid-transfer protein 4.1-like. Gene Ontology annotation, biological process: lipid transport. Lineage: Eukaryota; Viridiplantae; Streptophyta; Magnoliopsida; Poales; Poaceae. The transcript has a single exon. Gene Ontology annotation, molecular function: lipid binding. The record is from RefSeq and is a predicted model, not a curated record. The coding region runs from base 93 to 440 and encodes 115 amino acids.
AAACUCCUCACCAUUACAAUCACUUAGCAAAUCUAGCUAUCUCAUCAUCUCUGCCUGAGCUCACUACCACUACUAUUGCUAGCUUGAUCGAGAUGGCCCGUUCUGCUGUUGCUCAGGUCGUGCUCGUCGCCGUGGUGGCUGCUAUGCUCCUCGCAGUCACGGAGGCGGCUGUAUCGUGCGGUCAGGUGAGCUCUGCCUUGAGCCCCUGCAUCUCCUAUGCACGCGGCAACGGCGCCAGCCCAUCUGCAGCCUGCUGCAGCGGCGUUAGGAGUCUAGCCAGCUCAGCCCGGAGCACCGCUGACAAGCAAGCGGCGUGCAAGUGCAUCAAGAGCGCUGCUGCUGGGCUCAACGCUGGCAAGGCCGGCGGCAUCCCCACAAAGUGCGGCGUUAGCGUCCCUUACGCCAUCAGCUCUUCGGUCGACUGCUCUAAGAUUCGCUGAUCGAGCACUUGCUGCCAUCGCUGUUGCCAUCGUCCCCUACGCCAUCGUUGCUGGAUCUACGCUUAGUACGUUGAGGUCACACACACGCACACCCACAUAUAUAUAUGAAUAAAUGCUCUCAUAUUAUCUCACUGCGUGAGAGAGAGAGGAGUACGUACGUCCAAGCAGCUCUGCAUGGCCGGCCACACUGUUGUAUCGAUGUUUGGUUGUUCUUCCACUCCCCGAGUUUGCUGUACUUUGUACCAUGUGUACUUUUGAUAUAUGGAUUGUAUACUCAGCUGAUCAGCUCUACUUGCGUGCGCA